GACCUGCAGGAUUUCCGUGUUUACGGAAGUCAUUACACGCGCUUCUCUCCAACGGGGUGAGCGGCGCGCGAUGGCUUUCAUUAGGAAAAAGGAGCGAUCUAAAGAAAGAUUCUCGCUGUUGCUAUUGGAUCUGGAGGAGUAUUAUUUUGAACAGCACACAGCCUAUCAGCUGACCAGCAGAUGCUCAUCCCACAACAGUGCCCCCUGCAAGUUUCGAGGAUCUUUUAAAGUCUGUUCGAAAUCUGUCAUAUUUGAGCCAGAGGAUGCAUCUCAGCCCAUACUAAAGAUCCCCUUAAAGGACUGCAGGAGGAUUGAAGCAACAGAGGACAAUGAGCGUAAUCCUUUUACAGAAAGUAAGCCUCCAUGUAUAUCAAUGGAAAGCAGACAGAUUUACCUGAUUAAAGAUGGGAAUGUUGUUGCACCGUAUAAAAUUGAAAGGAGCGAUCAAGACUUCCUUUUCCAACUGGAGAUAUCAAGAAAAACUGAGGAUGUUGUGCAGACUUUACUGCAGUUGCACAGAGCAUCCUGCCUGGAUAAGUUGGGGGAUCAGACUGCCAUGAUAGCCGCAAAUUUACAGUCCAGAUUGGCAAGAACCUCAUUUGACAAAAACAGCUUCCAGAGUGUCUCUGAGCUGCCCCACAUGGAGUGUGAAGCAGAGAUGAUCUCUCCUCUGGUGACCAACCCAGGCCAUGUGUGCAUCACUGACCAGACCCUGUACUUCCAACCACUCAAUGGCUACCCUGACUCAGUGGUGCAGAUUCGGCUUCACAGUGUCAGACGCAUCUACAAGAGGAGGCAUGGAUUGCGCCCACUGGGUCUGGAGGUGUUUUGCUCUGAGACGGACCUUUGUUCAGACAUUUACCUGAAGUUCUACCACACCAAAGACAGAGACGAGCUCUACUACUACAUUGCCACCUUCCUGGAGAACCACAUGGCGGAGCACACAGCAGAGAGCUACAUGCUGCAGUGGCAGAAGGGUCACAUUUCCAACUACCAGUACCUGCUGCACCUCAACAACCUGGCUGACCGCAGCGUCAAUGACCUGUCUCAGUACCCCGUCUUCCCCUGGGUCAUCAGCGACUACAGCAGCCCACGGCUGGACCUGAUGAAUCCGGCUACAUUUCGUGACUUCAGUAAACCUAUUGGAGCACUAAACACCGAGAGACUGGACAGAUUACUAGCACGCUAUAGAGACAUGCCAGAUCCUCGCUUCAUGUACGGAAGUCACUACUCAUCUCCAGGAUAUGUGCUCUUCUAUCUAGUUAGAGUGGCUCCAGAGCACAUGCUGUGUCUUCAGAAUGGACGCUAUGACCACGCUGAUCGAAUGUUCAACAAUAUUGCAGAGACAUGGAAGAACUGUUUAGAGGGAGCCACAGACUUUAAAGAGUUAAUUCCUGAGUUUUAUGGGAAAGAGUCAAGUUUCCUGCAGAAUGAUCUGAAUCUAAACCUGGGGAAGAGGCAAGGGGGUUGCUGUGUGGGAGAUGUAGUUCUUCCUCCUUGGGCUGCAGAUGCACAGGAUUUCUUGGAGAAGUUACGCAGUGCUUUGGAGAGUCAGUAUGUAUCGGAGCACCUGCACGAGUGGAUCGAUCUGGUGUUUGGUUAUAAGCAGAAAGGCAGUGAGGCUAUUGCUGCUCACAACGUGUUCCACCCAUUAACAUAUGAAGGAGGAAUUGACUGUGACAGCAUUGAGGACCCAGACCAGAAGAUCGCUAUGCUGACUCAGAUAUUGGAGUUCGGUCAGACGCCACGGCAGCUCUUCACCACUGCUCAUCCUCAGAGGAUCACCCCCAGGUUCCACAACGUCUCCACAGCAACCACAUCCUCCAGUGAACUCUCACCACUGUCGCCCAGCGAAGACUCAUCAUUUGAAGAUCUGACAGAAGAGAGCAAGAAAAUGGCUUGGAACAACAUGAGCAAACUGAGUCUUCAAUCCAGCCACAAAAUUCACAAAGAGGCUGUGACAGGAAUUGCAGUAACACGCAGUGGAACAGCCAUUUUCUCCACCUCACAAGACUCCACUCUGAAGAUGUUUUCCAGGGACACAAAUGCUCUACAGAGGAGUGUGUCAUUCUCUAACAUGGCCUUAUCUUCCUGUCUGAUGUUGCCUGAGGAUCAGACUGUUGUCUGCUCUUCGUGGGACAAUAAUGUAUAUUUCUACUCCGUGGCGUUUGGGAGGAGGCAGGACACUCUCAUGGGUCAUGAUGACGCUAUCAGCCAGAUGUGCUGGAAGGAUGACCGGCUGUAUACGGCGUCAUGGGACUCCACUGUUAAGGUGUGGCGGUGUGUGGCCGCUGACAUCAACAGCAACAAAAGGAGCCAGUUUGAGCUGCUGGCGGAGUUUGAGCAUGAUGCCGGGGUGAACUGCAUAGCUGUCAGCCCAGCAGGCACACUUCUAGCAUCAGGCACUAAAGACGGCAUCCUCAGCAUCUGGGACAUCGGAAGCUUGUCCCCCGUGCAUCAGUUGAAUUGCCACUCCGGCAAAAUCCACCAAAUGGCAUUCAGCCCUGACAGUAGACACAUCCUGAGCGUAGGAGAGGACUCCAGCCUGAAGGUCACAGAUGUCCAGACAGGCAUGCUCAUCUCCACCAUUCCAGCAGAAGAGGAGCAAAGGUGCUUUUGUUGGGAUGGCAACACAGUACUGUCAGGUGGACAGUCAGGUGACCUCAGAGUGUGGGACUUGCUCAGUAGCAAAGUGACUCAAAAACUGCCUGCUCACACAGGUGCAGUCACUGUCAUGUGGAUGAGCGAACAGUGCAGCACUAUCAUCACAGGUGGAGAAGACAAACAGAUCAUAUUGUGGAAACCACAUUAUUAACACACACACACACACACACACACACACACACACACACACACACACACACACACAUACA
This is a messenger RNA of Sardina pilchardus (European sardine), 2873 nucleotides long. RefSeq names its product neutral sphingomyelinase (N-SMase) activation associated factor (gene nsmaf). Lineage: Eukaryota; Metazoa; Chordata; Actinopteri; Clupeiformes; Clupeidae. The record is from RefSeq and is a predicted model, not a curated record. The transcript is spliced from 31 exons. Bases 71 to 2815 code for a protein of 914 amino acids. Gene Ontology annotation, molecular function: protein binding.